AGUUCCUGGUGUUCCUCUCAGGUCAGCCAAUCAAUCCUCAGUGCCGCAUCUACCCUGAGGAGAUGAUCCAGACUGGCAUCUCGGCCAUCGACGGCAUGAACAGCAUCGCCAGAGGACAGAAGAUCCCCAUCUUCUCUGCUGCUGGUUUACCCCCACAACGAGAUCGCUGCUCAGAUCUGCCGCCAGGCCGGCCUCGUGCAGAAAUCCAAGGACGUGAUGGACUACAGCGCCGAGAACUUCGCCAUCGUCUUUGCUGCCAUGGGAGUCAACAUGGAAACGGCUCGCUUCUUUAAAUCCGACUUUGAGGAAAACGGCUCCAUGGACAACGUCUGCCUUUUCCUGAAUCUGGCCAACGACCCCACCAUCGAGCGCAUCAUUACGCCCCGCCUGGCCCUGACGACAGCUGAGUACCUGGCCUACCAGUGUGAGAAACACGUCCUGGUCAUCCUGACGGACAUGAGCUCCUACGCCGAAGCUCUGAGAGAGGUCUCUGCUGCCCGGGAGGAAGUACCCGGCCGUAGAGGUUUUCCAGGUUACAUGUACACCGAUCUGGCCACCAUCUACGAGCGUGCGGGCCGAGUGGAGGGCAGAAACGGCUCCAUCACCCAGAUCCCCAUCCUCACCAUGCCCAACGAUGAUAUCACUCAUCCCAUUCCCGAUCUCACUGGGUACAUCACAGAGGGUCAGGUCUACGUUGACCGACAGCUGCACAACAGACAGAUUUACCCCCCCAUUAACGUGCUGCCUUCCCUGUCUCGUCUGAUGAAGUCUGCCAUCGGUGAAGGGAUGACCAGGAAGGACCACGCCGAUGUGUCCAACCAGCUGUACGCCUGCUACGCCAUUGGUAAGGACGUCCAGGCCAUGAAGGCUGUGGUUGGAGAAGAGGCCCUGACCUCUGAUGACCUGCUCUACCUGGAGUUCCUGCAGAAGUUUGAGAAGAAUUUUAUUGCCCAGGGUCCCUAUGACAACAGGACCGUCUAUGAAACCCUGGACAUCGGAUGGCAGCUACUGCGAAUCUUCCCCAAGGAGAUGCUCAAGAGGAUUCCUCAGAGCACUCUGGCUGAGUUCUACCCCAGGGAUUCCUCCGCCCGCCACUGAGGGGGUCCAAGCCCCUCCCCCAACCCCCACCUUCCUGUUAUCCUGCAUCUUUGACUGCCUCCAGUAAGUCGGAGGCAGGUGUUCUCCAGCCUUUACUCAUCCCAAACUUCAGUCCCACUUUUCCUAUGACACCCCCUCCCACCACCACCCUAAAGGAGCACAGAGCUGAGGUGUCCCUGGUGUGUAGAUGUUCUGUAGUGUUUCAGUGUUCUGAAGUGUGGAUGAAACCUUCUGGUGGUUCUAAAACCUUCUGAUUGCAUCCUGAUCAUUUCAGAUUGGUCUUUUUUAUCGGCUCGUGUUGCUAUUCUCAUCUUCUUCCUCUUUUAUUAAGUUCUAUAAACGAUCCCACGAGGAAAAGAGAAGAAAGAUGUAACUUUCAGAGCUGAAGGUGAUUUUACUGACGGGUCGCAGAGAGGAAGCUGCUCGUUUCCACAGGAAACACCUUCAGUAAAUUCACUCCAACCUGAAACAAGUGGAGAUCAAAAAGGUCCAGUUUCCCACAAUCCUUUGCUUCUUUUGCCUCCUCUCUGAAAAUGGUGUAAAUUUACAUUAUCUGUGUUUUGUUGAGUCUAUAAAAGUAUAUGAAACAUUCCCAGCUGUGUGCGGUAACAGAUUCUGUGUGAAAACAUGUUUUGUGUCUGUGAAUAAAUUAAAUUAUAUGUGAAAA
Nothobranchius furzeri (turquoise killifish) is the source of this 1765-nucleotide messenger RNA. The record is from RefSeq and is a predicted model, not a curated record. NCBI's taxonomy places the organism in Eukaryota, Metazoa, Chordata, Actinopteri, Cyprinodontiformes, Nothobranchiidae.